AUGGAGUCUUCAGGCUUUGACGAGGACUACAACACAACCAUCCAAUUCAACUAUGAGGACCUAAUUGGAUGCACGAUGCUCAAUGUGUGGGACUUUGGAGUCAGAGUCCUGACCCCCCUGUACUCCCUGGUGUUCAUCAUUGGCGUGUUGGGCAACUUACUGGUAAUUCUGGUGCUCAUCCAGUACAAGAGGCCCCGAAGCAUGACCAGCAUCUACCUGUUCAACCUGGCCAUCUCUGACCUGGUCUUCCUCUUCACUUUGCCCUUCUGGAUUGACUACAAGAUGAAGGCACAAUGGGUUUUUGGUGAUGCCAUGUGUAAGCUCUUCAAUGGGUUUUAUUAUGUGGGCUUCUACAGUGAAAUCUUCUUCAUUAUCGUGCUGACAAUUGACAGGUACCUGGCCAUCGUCCAUGCAGUGGUCUCCAUGCGGAUCCGGACUGUGACCUCUGGCAUCAUCACCAGCAUCAUCAUCUGGGCCCUGGCUUUCUUGGUUUCCUUUCCCACUUUUUACUUUUUCAAAUCCAAACUGGAGUUUUCUCACUACUCCUGCACAACAGAUUUAUAUGGGGAGAGCCUGAAGAAAUUCAUAUGGUCUCAGGUUCUGUCUAUGAAUAUCCUUGGUCUGAUUUUGCCUCUGUUGGUAAUGAUCAUCUGCUACAGGAGGAUCAUCCAGGUUCUACACAGAAGACCCAGUGAGAAGAAAGUCAAAGCUGUGCAUCUGAUAUUUGUUAUCACAAUCCUCUUCUUCCUCCUCUGGACCCCCUUCAAUCUGACUAUAUUUGUUUCUGCUUCUCAAGACGUCCUAUUCACCAGUACCUGUGCAAUGAACCAACAGAUGGACUUGGCCCUGAUGGUAACAGAAAUGAUCGCCUACACCCACUGUUGUGCCAACCCAGUCAUCUAUGUCUUCAUGGGGGAGCGGUUCCGGAAGUACCUACAACAACUGUUCCAGAGGCACGUGGUUGUGCCCCUGGCACAAUGGCUACCCUGCCUUUCUGUGUAUCAGCAGGAGAGGUCUGGUUCCAUGUCUCCAUCCACAGGGGAUCAUGAGCCCUCUACUGGCUUCUGA
Messenger RNA from Nannospalax galili (Upper Galilee mountains blind mole rat), 1068 nucleotides. Its product is annotated as C-C chemokine receptor type 1-like. The coding region runs from base 1 to 1068 and encodes 355 amino acids. Gene Ontology annotation, biological process: immune response; chemotaxis; G protein-coupled receptor signaling pathway. Gene Ontology annotation, molecular function: chemokine (C-C motif) ligand 5 binding; C-C chemokine receptor activity; chemokine (C-C motif) ligand 7 binding. The record is from RefSeq and is a predicted model, not a curated record. The transcript has a single exon. Gene Ontology annotation, cellular component: membrane; cytoplasm. Lineage: Eukaryota; Metazoa; Chordata; Mammalia; Rodentia; Spalacidae.